UUUACAGAGGCUGUGACGCCACUGUGAUGCAAAGGGAAAAAACUUGUUUCCAAGAUGGCGUCGUAGAAGAGUGAGUCCAUUGGAAAACAAUAGCGAACGAGGGGAGGAAGAGUUUGUUUGGAUUUUCAGAUAUUUUUUUUUUAUAUAAUUAUUUGUUUAAAUGUUAAUCCAGGCCUCGGAAUUUCAGUAGAGUUUUUUUUUGGUGGGCUUUUUUUUGGUAAUUUGGCGUUUUUAUUUUUCUUAACAUGCACCUUUUUUUUUGUGUACAUCCAUGUAGUUGUCCAAAGAAGAUACUUUAUAAGCAGCAACUACUAAGUAAAAAAGUUAUUUUCAUAUAUGUAUAUAUACAUAUUUUUUAAAUCAACGGUUGUCAAUGUCUGUGCCUGGUAUUUAAAUCGGUCUGUGAAUUUUCAUUGUGUAUUUUGGGGGAAGCGCCAGGCAGUGUUUUGAAUCUGUAUUGUAUCGAACGGGACAGGGUAACAAAAGUGAGUUUAAAUUAACUUUUUUUUUUCAUAAAACAUGUCCUGUUAUUAGUCGAUGUAAUUUUCAGCGGUUUUUUUGCUAUUGUUUUUAAUUGUUUUACUGGCCAAGAUCGGCGUCUGUUGUUAGAAAAAAAAACGGAGGUCUUCGAUAGCAUGUUGGACUGCAGUGUAUAACUUGUGAGAAGUUUCUGUGCAACUGAAAACAAGUAGCCUACAGUUCCCAAGACUUUCAUUUUCUUAUACUUAACCCGAAACUACUUAUUAGUUUGACUGUCGGUGAGUUUUAAAAUGUUUUUUGAUUUAAUGUAGGUGUUCUUGGUUUGUUUCCUUAAGUGUUCUUGUUUUUUUUUUAAAGUUCAUAGUGGAUCGGCUGAAGCUAGUUUAGAGAGUAUGUGAUUGAGUAGUUGAAUAUGCGAAACUUUGUUGCCAUCGUAUCAAUACUCCAGUCAGUAAGGGAAGGUGCAGUGAUUUGCUUCAGUAGCCUAGCAGCAGUUGUCACGAUUUUACUCCUACAGUUUCGUUUUUUUUUUUAAAUAAAUAUUUCGUUUUAUUUUGAAAGUAUGAUUGUUUUUCUGUAGGACGUAUUUUCACGCCGCUGUCUAUACAAUUUCUGUCAUUGCCUGUGUUAAGUAUUUCAAGCAAUAUUAAGGAGACUGGGUUGUUAAAUUAAAAACUGCACUUCAAUAGUUGGAGUCGUUACUGCAAAACCAUGUAGACUGAACAGAACGCAUCGACUUUUUAUGGCGUGCAGUAUCCAUCGUGAAUGUAGUUUGGCAGAAAUCAAUAGAAACACACCAUCUUUCUAGCCUGACACCAGUUAAACCAGAGCUCUUAGUCGGAACUGAUUAUUUACAUGCCCUUUGAUGAUGGCGGAUUUUGUUGUGCCGCGACACAGCGCGGUGAUGGAGAGGCUCAGGCGGCGGAUCGAGCUUUGCCGGCGGCAUCACAGCGGUUGCGAGAGCCGCUACGACAACACGGCUAUGGAGCGGCUAGAGAUGGAAAGGCAGCACACCUUUGCACUGCAUCAGCGCUGUCUCCAGACCAAAGCCAAGCGAGGCAGCAAGCACAGGCAGCCACAGCCUGCACCCGAUCAGACUGCACUAAGGGGGGCUGGCACUGGAGGCAGCAACUCUGACAUGCCGGAUAGUGGGGCCACCGAGCAGAGCAGGAACAGCACCCUAAUUGCGCUCCAAGAAACGGUUAAGAGGAAGUUGGAGAAUGCUGCAUCUCCACUGAAUGGGGAUCAAAUGAACGGUUUUGGAGAUGCAUACUCUGCAAACAAGAAGCCCCGGCUGGAUGAUCCUCUGAACACCAUCAACGGGGUAUCCAACGGUUUACCACCUGUCUCCCCCUUGCACCAAUUGGACACAAAGCACUCUGGUAGUAGGGAGAGGCUGCUACCCAAUGGGAAUCAUUCUUUGGGCCUGGACCGGCUGAACAACAAAAACACUGUCGGCCUUCAUGAGCCCAGCCUAGGCGAGAACCGGGAGCUGGAUGACCGAUUUCUGCUCAAAGAGUUCAAACAGGAGCCGGAGGAUGAUAUUUUGCCAAGUUUGCCGCCUGCCGGCAGCAACCUCAUGCCUGACCUUAAUCUGAAUGAGCAAGAGUGGAAGGAGCUAAUUGAGGAGCUCAACCGCUCUGUACCAGACGAGGACAUGCAGGACAUUUUCAAUGAUGACUUCGGAGACCGGAAAGACCCUGAUCCCAUGACUCCAGCCACGCACACACUCUUGCCGCAGGAUGCAGUCAGCAUCAAGGCAGAGUUCUCCCCGGCAGCCACAUCUUUUGACCAAGAGCAGCGGACAGUGUCCCCGCAGGUGAGGCCCAUGUCUUCUGGUCCUCCACAACACACCCCUUCCUCGACCAACACCACUAAAGCCUCUUCACCAGCGAUGCCUAACUCGCAGCCUCCAAGCCAGCCCCAAAGGCAACUGCCACAGAAUGUCUUGUUGCCUAAACCUUCCUCCAACGAGCUGUCCUUGGCUCUGCAGCUUCAGCAGCUGGCAGCCCGGGAACAGCAGAGGGCUCAGCUCAUGCAGAACCAACAGCAGCAACAACAGGUACAGCAGCAGCAGCAGCAGCAAGCUCAGACAUUCCAUCAAACCAACCACCAGCCCAACUGGCCCCAAGCUGCAACUUAUGGCAUGGAGAAACCCACCAGCCCAUCUGUUUACCAGCAGGACUUCUCCAACUCCAAGCAGAUGAUGAUGCCCAAUGUGCUGAACAAGAAUUCUCCCAAAGCGGCCGCCGCUGGAUACCUCCAAACCUCCACGAACCCCAAUGUGAUGGCCCACCCGCCCACAAGCUUGAACCAAAACUCUGUCAACAGCCAGGUGUCGGUGUUGAACUACAGGAACACCAAGCCUCUAUCCCACUACGAGUUGGACCAAGGGCCAAGAGUGACUCCGCCGGCUCAGAACAAAGCUGCCAUGCUGGCUUAUUUGCAGCAGCAGCAGCAAAGGCAACAGCAGUUGGCUCAUCUCACCGAGGAACAGAAACGGAUGAUCAAACAGAAACCUGGGCUGCCGUACCGACCUAUUGUGCCCCAAACUCAGGAUCAAAACUCUGUGCAGACUGUCGCCCGGGUUCCAGGCCCUGUCCCAACUGCAGGCAUGGGGCCCCAGCCACCAGCUACUGCCUUAGUAGGGAAACAUGGCAAUGCCACCUAUCUUAAUAACCAGCAACAAGCAGCAGUUCUUCAACAGCAGCAACAACACAUGCAACUUAUGGAAAAGCAGAAACAAUUAUUUAUAGGACAACGACAGCAGCUAAUGGCAGAACAGGAAAAGCAGCGUCACCAACAAGAGCAGCAGCUCCAGAGGCACCUCACACGGCCUCCUCCCCAAUACCAGGACCAACAGCAAAACCCCUACCAGCAGCAACAGCAGGUCAACCACUUUCAAGGCACAGCAUCCUCUCAAGGUCUGGUCAACAUGGGUAACCUGGGAGCACAGAGUGCCAGCAACCAGCGAAUGUUCUCCCAGAGUCAGGGCAUGAUGCAGAUGGGCAGAGGGCAAGCAGGUGCCCCCUCCUCUGCUGACCCCACAGCAAGCCAACCUGAAUUGGACAUGCCUGCUUACAACAGCAUGGAUAAUGUCCAGCCGGUAAUGUAUAAUAACAUGGGUGCUGCCAACCAGCUACACCCUCACGUAGCCCAGCAGAGUGCCAUGAGUGAUGCCCAGUUGCAGAGACAGCCUGUGAGAAUGGGCCAAAGUAGCACCGUGCCAACAGGCUACAGGCAGAACUUAAUGGGCAGUUCUGGUUUAACGACACAGCAGCUGCACAAGGGACCCACUAAUCAAGCACUUAUCAAGCAGCAGCAAAUGGCAAGGAUGCCCAAUGCUAUGGGUGCCCAAGCUCAGACUUGGCAGCACCAAGGUAUGCAGAGUAUGAACAACCAAACACCAGGGGGAGCAAACAACGGUCUUGGAGUAUUUAAUAACACUGGCUUUCACAUGCAGCAACAGCCACCAAAAAUGGCCAAUCAGCAGUUUAGCCAAGCUGGCCUCAAUGUCAAUCGGCCAGUAGCUGCAAUGAACUCUGCUGUUGCUGGGCAGAUGAUGCCAACUUUGGCACAGCAAAGGACCAACCAGCCUCCUCCUCAACAGCAGCAACCACAGCAACCAGUUGUAUCUGGAAUGAAUCAGCCAGUGCCUGACCUGACCAGUUUUGGUCAAGCUCAAAACCCUCAAAUGGUUAACCGGGCUAAUCUUCACUGUAGUCAGGGUUACCAAGUAAGGCCAGCCAAUCAGGAACUGCCGUUUAUUUACAGCGCUCAGUCAGGCAGCUUACAGAGUUUGCCCGGGGAAAGCGACUUGAUGGACUCGUUAAUGAAAAACAGGACUACAGAGGAGUGGAUGAAUGAUUUGGAUGAGUUAUUAAGAACUCAACAAUGAGUGGAAGAGAGAAACUUCUAUUCUGUAAAAAUCUUUAUACAAAAAAAAAACAAUUAUAAAGGACCAAAAACCUGUGGUUUCCAGGACUUGAAAUGACAAUGAUUAAAUUACUACUGAUCGUGUGGGUCGGUAUUAAACCACUGAUUCCAUGAUGUAUGCAGGGAUGAACAUGUUUUAAAUAUAUAGAUAUAUUACUAUUCUUCAAUGUAGUAGUUAAUGUGGGCUACAAUGCAGGAAUUGUAACACUUUGUGUGUAUGUGACUGUAAGGCAGAAUACCUGAGUUGGUGUUAAAGCCCAUGAACAAAAUGGCUGGCUGGCCCAGUGUGUGGAGCCAAAAUCUGGGAUUGAAAAGAUCCUUAGCUCAGUCCAGCUCUGUUUAAACCUGUACGUGCUUUUUAGUGUCCCCCCCUCCCUUUUUAUGUAAGAAUGUCAGAUGCCCAGGUAUCUCUUUUAAAAAUAAUAGUUAUCCCUGCAAAGGGGUAAUGCAGGUAAUCAUGUAAAGAAUUGCCGUAGCAUGUUUGAUUUCACUGUGUACUGGGGAAAAAUAACUGUUUCUUUUGGGCCCUGCAGUUUAUGCUGUCUAGAUUUAAUGCUGGAUUUUCACCUGGCAAUGAAAACAAGAUGAGGAGUAUUUCAGAGAAUACUCUCAAUUAAAAACCUCUGCAAUGAGCUCACUAUUUUGCAAGAGCCAAUCAAAUAGGUUACAGCACAUUUUACACUGUUAAAAUACUUAAGAUAUGUAAUCUUAUUUGGGAGGUAUUUUUUUUUGUAGAAAAUGCGGGGGGAUUUGUUUAUUUUUAUUUAAUAGAAAUUUAAAUAAGAUCAAAACACAUCUUGCAUGACUUCCAAGGUUAUUUCUCUUAAUUCUGAAAAUAUAAAGUUUAGUUUGAAAAUGUAUUAAAUGGGGUGAAAGGUGCACACUGCACACCAUACUUUAUAGAAAUAGUAAAAGAAACGUAAUAAAUUCAGUGACAAACAUUUUAACAUUGAAGACCCUGCGAGAGAUUCACUGUAUUCAUUUGAAUGUAUUUAGCUUCUUUUAGAAUUUCUAAAGGUAGCACUGUUGAGUGUUUAAUAGUUCUGGAUUCACGCUAUACUUCCUAUAUACGGAAUGAGAUUGUAACACAAAUGUACUAUGGUAACAAAAAAUGAACUACUACAAAUGCAAGACUAGAAUUUAUUUAUGGAAAUCAUAUUUAAAUGAACAAACUUGCUUUUUGUGUCCACAGUAUUUACAAUCAAAAUGUCAACAUAAACAAAUGACAUAACGCAGCCAUCAGUAUAUUAUAAUGUAUUUUAACCAGGACCUAGAAACUAACUACACUCAGCCCUCGUUAUAUUGCCCCUCGCUAUGCUGCGAAUUCGGAUAUAUCGCGGUCCUGGAAUUGGCUCCCUAUUUUUACUGUCUAACUGUGUAUGCCUUCGCUGCAAUAUACAUAGACACUUAGAAUUACUGUUCGUUUUAUUUCGUACUGUACACCACAAACAAUAUACAAAACAAUUAAAAACAAAGCAUUAAUAUCGUACUGUUAUCAUACACAUGUAUUGCACAAUAACACAAAGCAAAUUAAAUAUCUACUUGCUGAAGCUGUUUUUAUUUUAGCCAACGAGGUGUUCACGUGUGGAAGCAAUGCACUAGCAAAAGUCACAAGGCAGUCCUUUGUUGGGAAUGGAUUCAAUGCAUUGGGUUUGUGCAUUUCAGAAAGGAGAGGAAGACUCAUGAAAUUAAUUGGAGACUGAAGUUGGUAAGAAGCAAUUACCCUGUGCUGUACAAAUAAAACGGUGUGCUGCUUUUUAUAUGAAAAAUGAGAAAAAGCAGGUUGCGUAGAGGAUUGAUACUGGACCCUGAUGCCCCUGAUAAAAUGAAGGCGUGGUUGUACAGUAUUUGUCAGCCUAUUUGUUUUUCUAUGGGUCUCUUGCAAUGUCGCGGCUCUCGAUAUAUAGCAGAUUUAUAUUGGACCCCGACACCGGCGGUAUAUCGAGUGGGUGCUGUAUUAAUGCCCUGAAACUGUUUUUCAUGCAAAACAUUGUAGUCAGUGUACUCCUGGUUGCAUGGUAACUCACACUUUUCCACAGUUGUUUGUGAAGCUGUAUUUUAUUAGUAAGUCUGCUGAAGUAUCCAUUUGGUUGAAGCUGCAGGGUGUGCAACUAUUGAAACACUGUCAUCAAAUAAAUACCCCAGUCAAGAAUUUAAGUGCAAUUGAGAAAUUCACAAACUUGUUUUUGUCUGCGCAAAGCUAUUGCACUAUUUUGUGUAUCGUCCUUAGUUUUAAAGUUAAAUAAUUUCAGUUCUCAAAAAUCAACAACUUUAAACUGUAUUACUUAUUAAAUUAUGAACAUACAAUUCCUUUUAGUUAUGACUUGUAAUAAGUC
Messenger RNA from Acipenser ruthenus (sterlet), 6752 nucleotides. Its product is annotated as mastermind-like protein 1. The record is from RefSeq and is a predicted model, not a curated record. The coding region runs from base 1346 to 4378 and encodes 1010 amino acids. Gene Ontology annotation, biological process: Notch signaling pathway; positive regulation of transcription of Notch receptor target. The transcript is spliced from 5 exons. Gene Ontology annotation, molecular function: transcription coactivator activity. Lineage: Eukaryota; Metazoa; Chordata; Actinopteri; Acipenseriformes; Acipenseridae. Gene Ontology annotation, cellular component: nuclear speck; nucleoplasm.